Messenger RNA from Solea solea (common sole), 3922 nucleotides. It is a transcript of the gene ptprea, whose product is annotated as protein tyrosine phosphatase receptor type Ea. Gene Ontology annotation, biological process: protein dephosphorylation. Gene Ontology annotation, molecular function: protein tyrosine phosphatase activity. The record is from RefSeq and is a predicted model, not a curated record. Bases 624 to 2672 code for a protein of 682 amino acids. The transcript is spliced from 21 exons. Lineage: Eukaryota; Metazoa; Chordata; Actinopteri; Pleuronectiformes; Soleidae.
UCCGCAGGGCUUUUUUCCUGUAUGUUGUGUAUGUUUUCUAUAUUUAUUUAUUUUUAUUUUUUACAAGGCCGUUAAUGUGUGUGGGUUUGUGUGUCCGUGUAUGUCUUAGUGAAUGGUUUGUACCGGUGAGUGUUUCUCCUGGAAUACCACUAUUUCACCGUCAUGAAUAUUUACCAGGUGGGGUUCACGUGACUAAGUGUUGCAGGGAAUCCUCGGCUGGGGACAUGUUUGAUUCUUACCCCUGGGAGAAUAUACUCCGGGACAGUAUGCGAGAGCUGGAAGCGAAGAGAGAAACCACCACGGAGCUGCAGUUUCAACAAAGUGGGGAUUUUAAUUAGGAGUGGGUCAUAAUAUCAUUUUGGUGGUGAGCAGCAUCCCCGAAGACUCCGCCUGACUGCCGAGCCGCCGGAGAGACCCGCAACCGAGAGCAGUCUAGAUCCCGGACUCGUCUCUCCUCGCCGGACCGCGAGAGCAGACGCCACCCUCCGCACCCGCUCCUCCUGUCCGACCUCUCGCUGAAGACGACGACAACAAUGUGACCACUGGGCUCGGUCAGCUCCGUGUGACCUGCUGUUAUGGAUCUGAGAAUCAGCAUACACUGAACCGACACUCAUCCAGUCACAAUGGUCCCACUUUUGUUCUUGGUGGCAACCACAACAACUUCCAAUUCCACCGGCAAUGGCAACCAUACCCAGGAAGGCGUCACAACCUCCAGCCAUCACAUCCUCCCCACUGUGUUGGUCUUCUCCCUGCUGCUGGUCAUCAUCGCAUUGCUAGCCUGGUACUUCCUCAGGUUAAAAAACCAGAAGAAACCAGUUGUCACAACAGUUGACAAGAAGGUACCAAAUGGCAUCCUGGAGGAACAAGAGCAACAGACGGUGGUCCUCCUGCCCAGGUCGCCUUCCGCUGCCAAGACCUUCUUCCCCAUCGCAGUGGACCGCCUCGAAGAGGAGUACAGGCUCCGCUCCGCCGACGACGGCAAGCUCUUCAGGGAGGAGUACAACUCUUUGCCAGGAGGCAGUGCCCACGGAACGUACGAGGAGGCCAACAAGGACGAGAACAAGGACAAGAACCGAUACCCCAACAUCCUCCCUUACGAUCAUUCCAGAGUGGCGCUGACUCAGCUGGACGCAAAUCCCCGUUCAGACUACGUGAACGCCUCUUACAUUGACGGUUACACGGAAAAGAAGAAAUUCAUUGCAGCCCAAGGUCCUAAAGAAGACACUCUGGCAGAAUUCUGGAGAAUGAUUUGGGAGCAGAAAGUAGCAACUGUUGUCAUGCUGACAAAUCUGAAAGAAAGGAAAGAAGACAAGUGCUGUCAGUACUGGCCAGAUCAGGGCUGUUGGACAUACGGGAACGUGAGGGUGGCAGUGGAAGACUUCACCGUCCUUGUCGAUUACACCAUACGCAAGUUCUGCGUACAAUACCAAGCCAGCGAUGCCGCUAAGACUCCCCGGCUGGUGACCCAGCUCCACUUUACCAGCUGGCCUGACUUUGGAGUUCCCUUCUCCCCCAUCGGCAUGCUCAAGUUCCUCAAAAAGGUCAAGGCUGUGAAUCCGCCCUGCGCCGGGCCUAUCGUGGUUCACUGCAGCGCCGGCGUCGGGAGGACGGGAACCUUCAUCGUCAUAGACGGCACGAUCGACAUGAUGCACGCCGAGCAGAAGGUGGACGUGUUUGGGUUCGUCUCCAAGAUACGGGAACAGCGUUCGCAGCUCAUCCAGACGGACACGCAGUACUCGUUCAUCUACCAGGCCCUGCUCGAAUACUACCUCUACGGAGACACGGAGCUGGACGUGUCUUCUCUGGAAGGACAUCUGCACAAACUCCACAACACCUUUGCCGACGGUGACCGGGUCGGCCUAGAGGAAGAGUUUAAGAAACUCACCAACAUGCGCAUCAUGAAGGAGAACAUGAGGACGGGGAACCUCCCUGCUAACAUGAAGAAGAACAGAGUCCUGCAAAUCAUUCCGUACGACUUCAACAGAGUCAUCCUCUCCAUGAGAAGAGGCCAGGAGUACACAGACUACAUCAACGCGUCCUUCAUAGACGGUUACAGGCAGAAGGACUACUACGUCGCCACGCAGGGCCCUCUGCCGCACACCGUCGAGGACUUCUGGAGGAUGGUGUGGGAGUGGAAGUGUCACUCCGUCGUCAUGCUCACCGAGCUCCAGGAGAGGGAGCAGGACAAGUGCUGCCAGUACUGGCCCGCGGAAGACUCCGUCACCUAUGGAGAUUACGCUGUGGAGCUGAAGGGAGACACCUUGUGCGACGCCUUCAGUCUACGAGACUUGGUACUCACCUACGUCCCCGACAAGCGGACGAGGGUCAUCAGACACUUCCACUUCCACGGCUGGCCGGAGAUCGGCAUCCCGGCCGAGGGGAAGGGCAUGAUCGACAUCAUCGCCUCGGUUCAGAGACAGCAGCAGCAGUCUGGGAAUCAUCCCAUCGUCGUACACUGCAGCGCCGGUGCGGGGCGCACGGGUACGUUCGUUGCACUGAGCAAUAUCUUGGAGCGAGUCAAGGCAGAAGGUCUGUUGGACGUGUUCCAAACUGUCAAGAGUUUACGCAUGCAGAGGCCUCAUAUGGUCCAGACGGUGGAACAAUACGACUUCUGCUACAGGGUGGUACAAGACUUUGUUGACAUUUUCUCAGACUAUGCCAAUUUCAAAUGACGACUUUUGCCUUAGACGCAGUUUUUUUUCUUCUUUCCUAAAGCUGGUUUGUGUUUCUUGCUCAAAUGAUCUUCUAUUUUGCUAUGCACUUGGCCCGCAAUUAACUCCAAUUCCUCCAUCCUCGCUGUAAUAUAGUUGUAUGUCUGUAAAUGUAAAAAAAGAUUGGAUUGAUUAAUAAUGUAUAUUUCACAUCGUGUAAAUUAAUUAUUUUGUCAUUACGUGUUUUAAACAUGCUCUUACUUCAGUUUUGUUGGAUAAUAUAUUUUACUUAAAGAAUUGUACUUACUGUAAAUGUAUUUAUGUAUUGACAAUGACAUUCCAGUCUUUCACGUUUGGAGAGUACAACGGGACUGUUAACGGUUGACUUUGUUUGAUUUUUCUCGACGACGUCGGCCAAUUUCCAUUGGCCUCGAGCUACGCGUGCCCGUCGCGAGGACGUGAUGCUUUUCCAGGGGAAAUGUUGUCAGAAAAAACAAUGAAACACCUCAGCCGUCGUGCAGGAAACAAAGCUACGCACCGCAGGCCGAGACGACAACAUUGCGGUCGGUUGUGAUAUGCGGCCACAUUUAACAUGGAUGUAAAGUUCCAACGGUCUGCCUUUUUUCUCUGUGGACGACAAAGUAUUUUGCUAAAACGACUGCACGACACAAAGCACACAACUAAGCCUUUUUGCCAAGAACAUGCAAUAUGUAUUGCUUUAUUUAUAUUAGAUAUAAGAGAUAUUUCACAAAUCGUUGCCAAUAACGCAUACGCAGACAAUUCUAGCGGGAGGUAAGUGGUCCUUAAAUGCAAAACACUCAGUCAAAAGUCAGGACAUCAGACUUCUGAUAGCAGGAACUCCACCCCAUACUAACGGUGUUUGUUUGAAUGUCACACACAAGUCCCAUUUCAUCUGGUACUUGGACACUAAACCACACAUUUGGAAUAUUCUGACCCAGCUCCGCUUUAAUCCUCUGUGAAAUGUGUCAUUUCGUUAAUGCCGUAUGUGAAUACUACAUGACAGAUAUGCCAACAUUGUUCUGCGGCAAUCUGUCUGUGGGAGAUGUGCCGUGGAGCAAAAGAAGAAGAAAACUUACUUCAAACAACCCAAGUCUUCUUCCCUUGAGCUUCUCUUCCGUCCUCUGAGAGUAUAAAAGAGGGUCUGUCGCGACUACGGCUCUUUGCUCUUUCUCUGUGGGUGUCCCGUCUCCUUUUUGGAUUGGCAAUGUCUUUGAAAUGCAAGUUGCAAUAUUAAAUUCAUCUAAACGUUC